CAGUGACAAAAGAAUACAGCAAAUUCAAGGAAACAAGACACCGCUGCGAUACAGAAAACUGCUCUUUGGAAGUCAACUCCCUAACAACUCCCUAAGGUUCAAGCACGAUGAGCCGCAUUAUUCUCAGAAGCAAAGCAAAAGGCUCUGACAUCUGUGCAAUCAACAAAUGCUAUUAUAUAAUCCGCUCUGACCUCGGUUGCUAUAUGAAAACAAAUGAUUUAAAUAAAGGUGCAGAUAUCUCUAUUUUCAGUCUGCACCCUGCCUGCCAAAAUGGAGACCAUUACAUUGGUGGAGAUAGCUACUUUCACAUCAUCAAUGGCAAUUCCUGCCGCAGAGUCACAAACCUGACGACAGACGGCAAGGCUGUAGUUUACAGCCUUCAUCCCAACUGUCAGGGUGGAGACCACUACUUUGCAGCGCAUGUCUAUUUCUACAUCAUUUUCAGAGAAAAAGGCAUUUAUCGAAGAGCUACAAACAUGACAAAAGACACAGAUGCUGAAGUACACCCCCUGCAUCCCAACAUCAGAGCAGGUCUGAAUUACUGGGGCCCACCAAACUCCAAGCAAAUGGCUUCUCCCUCUUUAAGCCUGCCUCAGAGUGGUGUUGAGUUCUGCACUGGUCCUGAUCUCAGCACAGAAGAGCAAACUACUGUCUUUUCUGUUCAUCCUGAUGUUCUUAACUUCCUUCCUGGUGGGCUAUCUGUAACUAAAGGCCCAGCCACUGGCAUGUGGGAGAAUAUUAAAACCAUAACUAAUGACAGCAGUACACCGGUGACAUGGCAAAAAAAGAUCACUAAAAAGGUUGGAUACAAUAAAGAGAAGAUGGAUCAGAUCACUCACAACAGGAAGAUAGAUGCAUCAGUCUCAAUUGAAUCUGGAGAGCUUGCUAAGUUAAUUGCAAAGUCGCAGCUCUCCUUUUCUGCAGAAUAUGGAGGUUCACAUAUCAACACCGAAAACGAAAGCUGGAAAGAAGCAACUGAAGAGGAGGAGCACUCAUUUAAGUUAAAGCGAUCGAGCUGCCAUUUCUGUGCACAAACUGUGUCUUGGACAAGAGCCAGUUUUGUUUCACAGACGUAA
Molecule: messenger RNA, 1076 nt
Organism: Puntigrus tetrazona (Sumatra barb)
Lineage: Eukaryota; Metazoa; Chordata; Actinopteri; Cypriniformes; Cyprinidae
Exons: 2
Coding region: 108-1076 (322 amino acids)
Source: RefSeq, a predicted model, not a curated record